AGUUCCUUUGAUGACCACAGGGUGGCGACACUUGGCUAAUCAGAGCCAUGUGGCUCCUGUGGGCUGAAGUCUCUCCGGUGAAGUUUGUAGGAAGGAUUGCGCUCAGUUGGAGAAAGAGACAGAGAGGGGGAAAGUGAGCUGGGCUGCAGCGAGGAGGAAAGAGACAGAGAGCAGGGAGAGACACCUUUCUUCCAGACUGUCACGUUUUUUUUUUUUUGUUUGAGGGAUUUUGGUGCAUUUUGGAAGAAAGAUAAGCGGAAACAAGGCAAGGCAAUUUUGAGGCAUUAUAUUUGGAGGGGGCUCCGAAAUUACAUUGCGAGUGAAGUGGAUGUGAAGAGCGAGCAGAAAGUUUGACACAGAACCGGAGGAAUGUAUCCGACUUGGGCAGCGGCGAGCCUGCGUCUCUGGAGAUGUCCAGCCUGCGCGCUCUGGAUCGCCCUGCUCCUCCAAAGUGUGCUGGACCUGAGCGCGUCUGGGUCUGAGUUUCCCCAAGACCCCAAUGUGAUCGCUACUUCAUGGAACACCUCUAACGACGGGUCCUUCAUCCGUCUGGAAGCUCUCAUGAACAACAUCACCACCUCCCUGGGCCACACAGCUGAGCUUUUCUGCCGCGUGUCCGGCAACCCGCUUCCCACAGUGCGCUGGCUGAAAAACGACGCUCCGGUGGUGCAGGAGCCGCGGCGGGUCUCGUACCGAUCCACGCCUUACGGAUCACGCCUCCGCAUCCGCAACCUAGACACCACCGACACGGGAUACUUCCAGUGCGUGGCCACCAACAGCCAGGGAACCGUGUCGACGACAGGGGUGCUGUUUGUCAAAUUUGAUCCACUCCCUACACCUCUGCCAGGACGACCAACGGAUGAUUUUGAUGAAGAGGGAUUCUGUCAGCCGUACAGAGGCAUCGCCUGCGCACGCUUCAUCGGCAACCGCAGCAUCUUUGUGGACUCGCUGCAGAUGCAGGGCGAGAUCGAGACGCAGAUCACAGCCGCCUUCACCAUGAUCGGCACAUCCAACCACUUGUCCGAUCGUUGCUCCCAGUUUGCCAUCCCCUCUCUCUGCCACUUUGCCUUCCCGACCUGCGACCGCAGCACGGGGACCGACAAACCCAGGGACCUGUGUAAAGACGAGUGCGAGAUCCUGGAGAACGACCUGUGCAAGACGGAGUACAUCAUCGCCCGCUCCAACCCCAUCAUCCUGAAGAGACUGAAGCUGCCUAACUGUGACGACCUGGCUGCCUACGACAGCCCCGAGGCUGCCAACUGCCUGAGGAUCGGCAUCCCCAUGGCCGAGCCCAUAAACAAGAAUCACAAGUGCUUCAACAACAGCGGCGCGGACUACAGGGGGACCGUCAGCAAGACGAAGUCGGGGCGCCAGUGUCAGCCGUGGAACUCUCAGUACCCUCACAGCCACACGUACCUCGCCGUCCGCUACCCCGAGCUCAACGGGGGACACUCGUACUGCCGUAACCCUGGCAACAAGCACGAGGCGCCCUGGUGCUUCACGCUGGACGAGGGGGUCCGCAUGGAGCUCUGUGACAUCCCCGUCUGUGACCACAAAGAAAGGUCCAGUGGCAGCAACAUGGAGAUCCUGUACAUCCUGGUCCCCAGCGUGGCCAUCCCGUUGGCCAUCGCUUUGCUCUUCUUCUUCAUCUGCGUUUGCCGCAACAACCAGAAGUCUGCGCGGCCUCCUGCGCCCCGUCAGCCCAAACCAGUGAGGGGGCAAAACGUGGAGAUGUCCAUGCUGGCUACUGCGUACAAACCCAAGAGUAAAGCCAAAGAGCUCCCCCUGUCGGCCGUGCGCUUCAUGGAGGAGCUCGGCGAGUGCUCUCUGGGGAAGAUCUACAAGGGUCACCUGUACCUGCCGGGAAUGGAGCAGGCGCAGCUGGUGGCCAUAAAGACCCUGAAGGAUGUCACAAGUGCCCAAUACUGGAGCGACUUCCAGCAGGAGGCGGCAGUGCUGACGGAGCUGCAGCACCCUAACGUUGUGUGCCUGCUGGGCGUGGUGACUCAGGAGCAGCCCGUCUGUAUGCUCUUUGACUUUCUGCCUCAGGGCGACCUCCACGAGUUCCUCAUCAUGCGCUCGCCUCACUCGGACGUCGGCUGCAGCAGCGAUGAAGACGGCACGGUGAAAUCCAGCCUGGACCAUGGCGACUUCCUGCACAUGUCCAUACAGGUGACUGCAGGGAUGGAGUACCUGGCCAGCCACUUUUAUACCCACAAAGACCUGGCGGCUCGGAACAUUCUGGUAGGUGAACAUCUCCACGUAAAGAUCUCGGACCUGGGUCUCUCCAGAGAGAUCUACUCGUCGGACUACUUCUGCCUCCAGCCCAAAACGCUGCUGCCCAUCCGCUGGAUGCCCCCCGAGGCCAUCACCUACGGCAAGUUCACCACGGACUCGGACAUCUGGUCGUUUGGAGUCGUGCUGUGGGAGAUCUUCAGCUACGGUCUGCAGCCGUACUACGGCUUCUCCAACCAGGAAGUGAUGGAGAUGGUGAGGAAGAGGCAGCUGCUGCCCUGCCCUGAGGACUGCCCGCCAAGGUUUUAUGGUUUGAUGACUGAAUGCUGGCAGGAGGGACCAGCACGUCGGCCGCGCUUCAAGGACAUCCACGCCCGCCUGCGAGCCUGGGAGGGGAUGUCAUCCCACGCCAGCUCCAGCACGCCCUCUGGUGGCGGAGGCAACGCGACCACCCAGACCACCUCGCUCAGCGCCAGCCCGGUCAGCAACCUCAGCAACCCUCGCUACGCCGCUGCCGCCGCAGCUGCUGGGUACCUCUACCCGGCCCAGGCUAUGACCUCUCCAGGCCAGAUGGCCACCAUUCAGGGCUGGACGCCCAUGGCUGUGCCCCAGACGCACCAACGCUUCAUCCCCGUCAACGGAUACCCCAUCCCGCCAGGUUACGCAGCUUUUCCAGCCCACUUCCCUCCUCCUGUCCCACCAACCAGGGUCAUCCAGCACCACCUGCCUCCUCCCAAAAGCCGCUCGCCUAGCAGUGCCAGCGGCUCCACCAGCACGGGUCACGUCAGCGGCGUUCCCUCCACCACGGGCUCCAACCAUGACGCCAACACGCCGCUGCUCUCCCAUUGCAUCAUGCCGGGGAGCGGCGGGGGGCCGGUUCAGAUGUAUGGACACAUACAUCAGAAAGCGAUGGGACAGCUGGACCACCAAACAUCGGCGCUCCUAGCUGCUGAUGCUGACGUACGGAUGUACAACGACUCGGUCAUCACAGCAGAUCUGUAGAUAGAGAGACUCACACUUUCUGCACGGGGACCCAAAAAAAGAGAAGUUUAGCCUCUCACUCAGGGACCCGGUGUGACAAUUCAAACAGAAACUGGCCUGUACGCACAUUCACGUGUGCAACGAACACUGCCGCAGCCACACACACACACACACACACGUCCACACAGCUGUGAGACGUUUUACUGCCUUUUUGUUUAAAGCAAGUGUACUUAACUACCAUGGUUUGGAAAUGUUGUGCGAUUAUUUUAACCUCUGUGUAAAUACGGUACAUAGGUCCUGAAUGAAUGACAUACGAAGAUAUAUAUUCAAAAGAACUGUUUUAUUUGAAACAACGUUUUUAAAGGUGACAAAGUAGCAAAAGUCCAUCCAGUGUCCUAAACAUGACAGAUACAAAAUAAGACAAAAAAAAGUUCCUGUGUCAACGGACUGUUUCAUGCAGGAUGUGAAGGAAACACUGACAUUCAUCUUACGACCUGUAGGGGGCCUCUCAUUAGCGGUGUGACUUGCUUAUUUCUGGACACAUAAAUACAAAUGUGCGGUGCAAUGUGUCUGGACGAGAGAAGAAAGUACAUUUAAUCGAUGAAAAAAUGGGAACAGCAGUCUCAACAAACUAGAGGAUCAGCAGUAACAAACACACCAGUUACAUGAAGCUUUACAGCCGACAUGCCGCAUUCUUUUAGGGUAUCAUGAUGUCACAGCUAUGUGAAACUGGCAGAAACUCAAACUGAAGAGCCGCAUGUGAUGAGGUACACUGAUCUGGUGGAGUGCGUCUUCAGUUUCACACAGAAUCUCCUCCGAAGUGACACCUGAAUGUUUUUUGUGUGCGGCCUCGGCAUUUCUCUUCUGCAGCAUGGACACAAGCCUCCACGUUGAAGAACGAGGAAGCCGGGAGUUCUUCUGAUUGGACGAUAAACACUUCCUUCAUUUUCGUUUUUUUUUUUCCUCUCCUUCACAUCUGAUGCUUUGUCAUUUUCCCCUCUUUCAUACCUUUCAAGCAGUCAUGCAUCUAAGGGCACACUCACACUGCGCAAUCCGUACAGCGCCCAAUCACGCUCCACCCUCAAAGUCAUGAUCACAUAAAGCCAUGCAUGUGUUGUAUUGCGAUGUUAUGUAGGCUAAAAGAGGUAAGCGUGCUCGGGCCCGGUUAGUCCUGGAGCGGUGUGAGUGCAGGCCAGCGGGGGAAUGGGAAGCGGGGACAAUCAUGCUUCUGCAAAGUACGAGACAAUUGGGCCUAUUGUGAGUGCACCCUAACAUAAAAAGCUGGCUUCAGAAGUAUCUACUCAACACGAUCAGAUGGCAGCCUCCACAGCAGCUGGACCGGUCUGUUCUCAGGGCGAACACUUAGUUUACCUAAGAGGACAUGGGCCAAUUUACUGUCAGCGAAUGUAUCUCAAAUUUCACCCUUUUUUAAUCACAAUUUGGACACGUUUAUUUUAACAGGAGAGGUUUUCAGUAUUUCCAUUUUGAGGGAACUUUAAAGAAGUUUUUAUUCACAUCUUUAUAUCAUCUUUUUUUUCCCGAAUCUGUACUGUGCAAAAAGAAAAACAAGCCUUCAAGAGACGGCGGCAUGAAAACAGUCAGAGCAGGGAGAAUAAUGAAACGUUAAAGGUAGCCUUGGUACGAGAACAAACACUGAUGAAUAAAAUGUUUAAAUGUGCUUUAAUUUAUGCCCACUCCGUCUGAAAAGAAGAAACAAACGGGGCAGACAGUGUCAGUGUUUGCAGAGAGGUUUAUAUUUGUUGAGCUUUUUUGUUUCUUCAUCAGUAAAGUGUUUUUUUUCUAAAGUGUCAAUGAACACCCUGACACCAACUUUUAAUGACAAGAGCUGAAAGAGAACAAAACGAAUCUGUCCAUGUGUUCUUGUUUGUCUCUAAAAUCACAGCUCUGUUUAAAAUCUGACAUGUUCAGUAAUCAUCAUUUAGAUGCAUUCACUCACGUUUCCAUUUUUCAAACGGUACAAAGACGUUAGUGUUUUUGGGAAAAGAUUUUGUCCUGAUUUCCCAAACGAUGCCUCGGUUAUAAUGAUGGUUAAUCAGAAGCAACAGAGCCUGUGAUAUAAACACAGAUUAUUAUGGUCGAGGAAUGUUUCUCCGUCACUGUGUAGAAGACAAUCAUUGGUUGUAAAAGAGUCCCUGACUGUUUGCAUGUAUUGCACUCUGCUGUUUUAUUUACAUUGAUCAUGGCGAUGAGCUGUAUUUGCUAAACAAUCACACAUUUAGCACGACACAGCUUUGUGUUAGCAGUGAAGCACAGUACGAAUAGCUCUUUUCCUAUCGUGUAUCCAUGUUUACACCUACAAUUUCGACAGCAAUUUGCAAUAUCUGCAAAGCUCUUACUAGUUUCUAACCAAUGUUGCCUUACAUGAAGAGGAGUCAUCACCCUGCAGUCUUCCACAGAGUGAAGCAUAAACACUAGUAUCCUAUCAGUACUCGAUAUCUGCAAUAACAGAGUCCAAGUGAUAAUGACCAUGUCCUACACAGAAUUCACAACAACAUCUUUAUUUACAGAGGCAUAUUAAGGAUCCUACAACUUCAAACACUUUAAUUCAGCUCCUCAAAGAUCCUAGAAAUGCAUUGAAAUAUUUUAAUCCUAGAGUUAUGGCUGUAUUCUGUAACAUCUGCAUCGAUACAUGUGUUUGCAAGGAGCACAUGAUGAUAAAGUGCCAUAUCCAUUUUUUGAGCACAGCCCUAAUUGAAACCAUAAUAAGUCAAAAGAUGAUGUUUGUGGGGCGCUUGUAGCCUAGUGGUUAGUGCAGGCGCCCCAUUUACAGAGGUCAUAGUCCUCCAAGCGGGCGGCCCUGGCUCGAAUCCGACAUGUGGCUCCUGUCCCGCAUGUCCUUCCCUCUCUCUCUCGCGCCCCGAUUUCUGACUCUCCUCUCUGAAAAAAGGUUUAAAAAGCCCCAAAAAACGUUAAUUAUAUUAAAAAAAGGCUGAGUGUCUGCAGCUGGCAAACUGAAGGGAGAGCUUUGUUCCUCAUGGUUUAUCAUUUUGAUUUCUUUUGUCUCAUCGUUCCUCUGAAGCACAUCGAACUACCCUAGCGUCUUCACUCUCCAGCAUGAAAAGGAUUUCUGUGUACUAAUCCAGCAGUGCAACAAAAACCACUUCUACACAAGACUGUGAACCUGAAUCAAGUCUCGGUAUUUUAUGUGCCUGGCUAUGAAAAAAAAAAAACAACUGUUGUGCCUUUUUAGUUUCAUGAAAGAUCCAUUUUUACUAAAAGAAAAUACAAAUGUUUAUUUCAGUAAGAGUGUAACCAUAACAGAAGGUUUACAUGCUUAUCCUUUUGACCGGCAGAGGCCUUGACUUUGUACUUUCUCUGGACAUUUUUUGCACAGAUGUAUGUUUUGUAUUGCAAAAUCAUGAAUUAAAUAAUGUUGUUUGGUUAA
Labrus mixtus (cuckoo wrasse) is the source of this 6622-nucleotide messenger RNA. It is a transcript of the gene ror1, whose product is annotated as receptor tyrosine kinase-like orphan receptor 1. Gene Ontology annotation, biological process: cell surface receptor protein tyrosine kinase signaling pathway; multicellular organism development; protein phosphorylation. The coding region runs from base 370 to 3237 and encodes 955 amino acids. Gene Ontology annotation, cellular component: signaling receptor complex. The record is from RefSeq and is a predicted model, not a curated record. Gene Ontology annotation, molecular function: protein kinase activity; protein binding; ATP binding. The transcript has 12 exons. NCBI's taxonomy places the organism in Eukaryota, Metazoa, Chordata, Actinopteri, Labriformes, Labridae.